This is a messenger RNA of Cyclopterus lumpus (lumpfish), 1238 nucleotides long. Its product is annotated as protein FAM3C-like. The record is from RefSeq and is a predicted model, not a curated record. The transcript has 11 exons. Bases 506 to 1186 code for a protein of 226 amino acids. Lineage: Eukaryota; Metazoa; Chordata; Actinopteri; Perciformes; Cyclopteridae.
GAAGCAUAGACUUCUAUACAACCAGAGGAGUCGCCCCCUGGUGGUUGUUUUGUGUCUUUUUGUGGUUGUUUUGUGUCUCUUUGUCAUCCAUGAAAGCACUAAAGUCACGAUGGAGUUCAGACUGUUUAAUAAACUCAUUAAACUCACAACUCAGUCAGCCAAUCAGAAAGCUGCUCUUCCUCAGAUGAAGAACUAAUAAAGUAAAAUUAUUAAAGUCACAUUUGGAAUUCAGGGCGCGUGUUUCCCUUUAAAAACUCUGAAUCAUUCACCUGAUGAUGUCAUCACCAGGUGAGCUGUGGACUCUGACCCUCUGGUAGGUUGUAAACCAGGUCCUGGGCUCAGGAGGCGGAACCGGAUCAACCGGUCUGUCUCCGGUUCCUGACGAGUUCUUUUCUCUUCUUUGUUCUCCUCGAUGACAGAAGGUAAGAUACUCCUGUCAGGUGUUCGCUGCUCUUUAGGAAACGACAGCUGGAGCUGAAUUAGAGAAUUAACAGGGAAACCAAAAAUGGCAAUACGACAAAACUUCAGAGGAAGGGGUCUACGGGUCCUGCUGGUCCUGCUGGUCCUGGUGCCGGUGGUGGUUUUUAUGACCCUCGUCCUGCAGAAGACCAGAGACCUCAAAGGCCUCAGAGACUCUGAAGCGUCCAGCCGGAUCAAGACACCCUCUAAAGCCGGACUGUGUGUCCUGAAGAGAGACUGUCCGGAGGACUCCUUCAGCUUCUUCAUCCGGACCGGAGCCGCCAACGUCAUAGCUCCAAGGAUCUGCCUCCAGAACCAGCUGGUUCUUGGAGUGGUCUUGAACAACGCGGGUCGUGGAAUCAACAUAGUUCUGAUCAACGGCACGACGGGAGGCGUCCUGAAGACGGGUCACUUUGACAUGUAUGGGGGCGAUGUGGACCCUCUCCUGGAGUUCCUGAAGAGCAUGGAGGCGGGUUCUGUAGUGCUGAUGGCGUCCUACGACGACCCAUCAACCAGGUUGACUCAGGAGGCGAGGCAGCUGAUCGCUGAACUGGGAAGCUCUGCUGUGAAGUCACUGGGAUUCAGAGAUAACUGGGUGUUUGUUGGUGGGAAAGGGGCGUCGGCUUCGAGCUUUGAGAAGCUGCUAAAGAACAACAACAACAAUAAAUACGAGAACUGGCCCGAGCUCAUCGAGAUCCAGGGAUGCAUCCCCAGAUACCUGGGGUGAGGAGGAGGAGGAGGAGGAGGAGGAGGAGGAGGAGGAGGAAGAGGAAGAAGAG